Messenger RNA from Zerene cesonia (dogface butterfly), 981 nucleotides. RefSeq names its product putative odorant receptor 92a. Gene Ontology annotation, biological process: sensory perception of smell; detection of chemical stimulus involved in sensory perception of smell. The record is from RefSeq and is a predicted model, not a curated record. The transcript has 7 exons. Gene Ontology annotation, molecular function: odorant binding; olfactory receptor activity. NCBI's taxonomy places the organism in Eukaryota, Metazoa, Arthropoda, Insecta, Lepidoptera, Pieridae. Gene Ontology annotation, cellular component: plasma membrane. The coding region runs from base 1 to 981 and encodes 326 amino acids.
AUGGAAAACCUCGUCAGACAAAUAGUCAUUACCAUCGUGUUAUCUUUCGUUAUAAUUAAGAUUUUUCUAACUUUAUUCCGAAAGAAAGAAUUACGGGCGAUUUUCGAUACCAUCGAGGCUGACUAUGAAAGUUUUAACAACCUGCCAGAAGACGAAUUAUCCAUUGUAAUUGAAGCCAUAGAAAAGACUCAAAAGUUGGAGAAAAUCUGGAUUCUUAUCAUCGGUUCUGCGUCAGCGUCUUUUCCACUAUUAGCGUGUGUUCUCACAGUCUACUCGUACUUCACGGAAAACCCCAGAAAGUACAUGAUUCAUGAGACCAUAAUGCCCUUUAUCGAUGAUAAGAAAUAUUCGUCUCCGUUCUUUGAAAUCCAAGCGGUAUACAGUCUUUAUAUAGUUUGGUUGGUCUUCGUUGGAUACACAGGAUUUGAUGGUAUAUUCUCUGUAUGUAUACUCCAUAUAUCGUUGAAAAUAAAGCUAUUUUCGCACAAACUUAUGCAUUUAAUGGAUGACACAGAUGUGCCAAGUGUUAAACUAAGAAUCGCCUCCAUUGUGAGAGAUCAGUGCGACGUUUAUAGUUUUAUCCAACAAAUUCAGACGAGCUUCGAAAUAUGGCUGGCUGGGAUAUUUCUAAUAUCCGUUGUACAAAUAGGGAUGGCUCUAAGCCAGACCACCACAAAAGGCGACAGUGAAGUGAAUAUAAUAUAUUAUGUCUUCGCUGUGACAACUGCUGUACAUAUCUACCUGCCCUGCUAUCUCACAUCUGAUGUUACUUUUAACAUGGCUGAAGUAGCUAACUGUAUAUACGCUUGCAAGUGGGAGUCGACCCCGGACAGCGGUGUGCGCCGCGCAGUCGCUAUCAUGCUUGCGCGUGCGCAGGUGCCAACGCACUUCAAAGCGUAUGACAUGCUCACUUAUAACAUGAAGAUGUUUGUUUCCAUAAUGCAGACAGCUUAUUCCAUGUAUACGCUUUUGAGAUCAUAA